UGUUCCAGUGAAUACAGUGUGGAAGGCUGAAGGCGGUGAAACCUGCGACAGAGAAAUAAGCCAGUAUAGCUUGAACAGUUACUCUGCAAUUUAAUCAAAAGGGGGGGAAACAUUAAAAUACGCCAUUUUGUGUGUAUUAAACGUCCAUUCUUCAAGUUACGUACUUGUUAGCUAGGCGGCUGUCUCCUGGUUGCUGAGUGUGUCGCCGUUUCUCCCUGGAGCUAACACUAAGGGGGACUCCAUGAAAGAUGACAGAGGAGGUGAUUGUUGUAGCCAAGUGGGACUACACGGCCCAGCAGGACCAGGAACUUGACAUUCGUAAAAACGAGCGUCUCUUCCUGCUGGAUGACUCUAAAACAUGGUGGCGCGUCCGCAACACAGCCAAUCAAACGGGCUAUGUUCCGUCAAACUAUGUGGAGCGCAAGAACAGCCUGAAGAAAGGCUCGCUGGUGAAGAAUAUCAAGGACACGCUUGGUUUGGGAAAAACAAAGAGGAAGACAAGCACCCGUGAUGCUUCCCCAACACCAAGCUCGGACACCGAAUACCCCUCCAAUGGUGGCGGAGGUGGGGGGACGGGUGGAGGGGCAGCGGAGAGAAUCUACGACCUCAACACCCCCGCCGUGGUGAAGUUCGCCUACACAGCGGAGCGGGACGACGAGCUGACCCUGCUGAAGGGCUCCAGGGUUAUGGUGAUGGAGAAGUGCAGCGACGGGUGGUGGCGGGGCAGUCAGGCAGGCCGCGUGGGCUGGUUCCCGUCCAACUAUGUCCAGGAGGAGCUCGGUGAGGCUCAUGACAGAGUUGGCGAGGGGGUUUCCUCGCGGGUCUACCACACCCAAGGGACCUUCCUUGCCAACGGGAGCAUCGGGGGCCGGGGAAGCGUCCUCGACCUGGUUCAGACGCUCUACCCCUUCAGCUCCGUCACAGAGGAGGAGCUUAACUUUGAGAAGGGAGAGAUCAUGGAGGUGGUGGAGAAGCCGGAGAAUGACCCCGAGUGGUGGAGGUGUAAGAACUCGCGUGGCAUAGUGGGCCUGGUACCUAAAAACUAUGUCAUGGUGCUGGACGAGCGACCUGGUCACCCGCCACCCUUGACGACCGGGUCCCCGCAGAAUCGCUACGUGGUGCCAGCACGAUCAGGAAAAUUUGCAGGGAGGGACUGGUACUACGGCAACAUCACCAGGCACCAGGCAGAAUGUAUACUCAACGAGAGAGCCGACGAGGGCGACUUCCUCAUACGGGACAGCGAGUCAUCGCCUAGUGACUUCUCCGUGUCUCUGAAGGCCGUGGGCAAGAACAAGCACUUUAAAGUGCAACUAUCCGACGGUCUUUACUGCAUCGGCCAGCGCAGGUUCAACUCCAUGGACGAGCUGGUGGAGCACUACAAGAAAGCCCCUAUCUUCACCAGCGAGCAUGGAGAGAAGCUGUACUUGGUCAAAGCACUGCUGUGACACCCCCCUACACUGGAUUCCCCCACAUAUACACGCAUAAUACACAACACCACUCCCUAGCUGUCUUAAUCCAAGCUUUAUCUGGACCUUCUCUGGUGGCAGCCACUCACUCCAGCAACAGCCUCUGUCGCCCCCCAGUGGUCAUGAGAUGAAUCAGCCUCUUAAGUCCUACAGGUGAACAGUUCCACCCCAACAUAAUAACACCUGAGGCCUUUUUUUCCACGGAUCUUCAACACCGUUGCUCUUAACUCAAAAUAUAGGGGCAAACAUUUUAAAAAUAGAUAAUUUACAAGGCUCUGUCAAAUGUCUGAUUUGGAUUCGUUUCUCUCUUCCGAGUUGUCAAUCAUCAUUACACUUCACCAAGUGACCAGAAUCACUCGCUUGCCUUUUUGUCCUUUCUGUCCAAAAUUUCACCCACUCAUGAAUAGGGUUGGGCAUCGUUUGAAAUUGGUUCGAUUCCGGUUUCGAUUCCUCAUUUCGAUUCCAGUUCCUCACGAUUCUCGAUUCAGAUUCUUUUCAGAGGUAGGGUCAUAAAAGUUAGCAUGGUGCAAAUGAGGGCACUAACCAAAGUUGUUGGAUGAAAUGUCUGAAUAUCAAACAAGUGCGCUGACUGGAGUAACACUUCAACUUCCUGGCUAAAGUCAGCGUUAACGACAGGUCGUUAAUGUUGUCUAUGCCUCACGUUAGCUGGAUACUUGAGUUGACCCCCGUAUUCGCACUAUAAAGUAGAAUUUGUUUGCUGUUUCAAUGUUUGCAUUAGAUUGACGUAAUUUAUUGUUUUACUUACCCGACUGGUUGAAGAAGUCCGGCGUAGCGCGUCAAAACUAGGGCACUCUGUACACCCUGGAUCCGGACGUGUUAGUGGUGCGCACUCCUUUGCAUGAUAUGAUGGCAUUGCAAAUGUUGCGCUACGCCGACCCUUCAUUUUUCUUGCAGAAUUUCGAACUGUGUUGCACACUGGCCAUGAUUGAACUGGAUGAACGCUUCCUGCUGUUUCUUCUUCGUUGGUGUGUUGCGUCAAUUUUUUCCAGUGCGCGGGCUGAUCGAUAACGGAAAGUAGGCAUUGAAGUUUAGAAAAAUGAACGUUCCCGGGAAAAUCGUAAUGUUAGUCAAUGCCCAACCCUGCUAAGCCUCAUUUCGGUCCAUGUACGCACCCAAGUGAAAAUAGUGAACGUCUGAGGUCAAAAUUGUUCCCAUUUUGAGUUAAAGGGCAUUUUGAUGCGGUGAAUGGGUGCCUUUUCGGUGGAAAUGACAAGAAAAGUGGGGUGUUUAUUUCAGACUGAUUUAAUUUUGCCUUUAAACGUUACAAAAACAAUUUUUUUUGUUUCUCAAGCUGCUGCACCUUCCAUUUUGAAAAUGCCUCCUCUAUGUUAUGGUUUCGCAAAUACCACCUAAAAAACAAAAUGUUGUUUUGCCUUGCAUGUACCACAGGUUUUUUUUUUUUUUUUGCUAUGCUUGCCAUCAGUUUUUCUUUAUUAUUGUCAAGCUGCUGCGCCUCUCCUGAAGUCCUCUGAUGCCUCACUCUUUUAAAAAAACGCCUCCUCUACGUUAUGCUAGAAGUUUUCGAAGUGUGGUUAUUACACUUUUUAAACCAAGUGCCACCUCAGAUAUUUGAUGCUUUGAAAGUCAGUUUUUUUGCUACCUCCACUCGCCAUCACAAUUUAGUUUUGAAAGAUUUUCUUUCUUUUUCUCAAGCUGCUGCACCUCCCAUUUUGAAAGCCAUCCCUUAGAACAGUUCCUCUCAAACGUUUUAUAUUUUUUUUAAGUACCACCUUGAAAUGUUUUCUUGCUCUGCAAGUAUGACUGAGCUUGGAAAGUUUUUUUUUUUUUGGUUUUCAAGCUGCUGCGCCUCCCCCGAAGUCACCUGGUGGCUGACAUUUUAUAAAACACCUGCUCUAGACGUCCCUAGAAGUGGCCAGGGUCCUUGUUGUAGCCGUCACUGUCAACUGUACUGUAAACUUUUUACUACCCCCGCUUGCCACGUCAUGGCUUGUGGAGCAUAAUAAGCAAUAAUAAAUUUCUUUUGAAUUCCAUUUCAAAGCAAAUCUUUGCCUAAUAAAUUAGUAUUUUUACAGUUACUUCAUAAGUAUUUCAUGUAUAUAAUUUCCAUCAUCCAGCCAUUUAAUUUCCAAUUGCUUUUUAUUUCUUUUUUUUUUAUCCUAUGGUGCUAGAUGAAGCCCGCGUACCAUCAGUGAUACUGGUGCCACAGUUUGAGAAGCCGUGUUUUAAAAUGCUGCAAAAGACUGUAAAAUAUAAUAAAAACGCAAAAGCCUAACCUAACUUCUUAUAACCUUUCGCCGCUUUCUUGCAUCGUUUACAGCUAGAAGACACCCAUUCAACAAAUACACUUUAAGAACAUUUUUGGACUUAAUUGUGUUUAAAAGCACUGCAUUAAUGCUAAGGGAGGGAGGGGGGGGGGGCUGAUUUCCUGUAUAGUUUGAAUGUUAACGAGUGUAACCAAAUGUGCCACCCUCUUCCAGGUCCUCACUGCACUCACUAAAUGUGUCACACAGUGUCAAUAACAACUUCAAACCGCUUAGAAUUAUGAAAAAGAAGAAGAAACACUUUAUGAUAGGCUUCUACUAAUGGAUGCAGUAAAAACCAACAUUCAUAGAUUUAUAUACACUAAAAAACUACUUUCAAGUGUGCCAAAUUAGUUGUCUCCAUUGUGCCCCCGGGAACACAAACCUAAUCAGUGAUCGGUACCACAAAGAAAACAAAAUCCAGUUUAUAAAGGCAACCGGUCUAGUCGAACCAAACACUGCAGUUUUUUUUGUCUGUGUGCGUUCGUUUAUCAAAGUGUUGAUGGUCGAGCUGUUGUAGGAUUAUACCUGAAUGUUAUUGAGCAUUAUUUAAUUCCUGUCUCCACUGUAUGUAUAUAUUCCAGAAUAAGAUGAGGUGCGGCCUAGCAUACAAAACUAUGGUACUGUAUCACCGACAACAUGAUGAGAAUUUAAAUACUUUUGUUCAAUAAAAGCUU
This is a messenger RNA of Dunckerocampus dactyliophorus (ringed pipefish), 4425 nucleotides long. RefSeq names its product NCK adaptor protein 2a (gene nck2a). The record is from RefSeq and is a predicted model, not a curated record. The coding region runs from base 249 to 1445 and encodes 398 amino acids. Gene Ontology annotation, biological process: positive regulation of translation in response to endoplasmic reticulum stress; negative regulation of PERK-mediated unfolded protein response; positive regulation of endoplasmic reticulum stress-induced intrinsic apoptotic signaling pathway. The transcript has 4 exons. NCBI's taxonomy places the organism in Eukaryota, Metazoa, Chordata, Actinopteri, Syngnathiformes, Syngnathidae. Gene Ontology annotation, molecular function: protein binding.